CGCGUCUGCUCUGUUUUUUCUCCCUGCUGCAGCCGAAGUGAACCCAGCCAUAACCGAAGCCCCCAUCUGCAAAUUUGAAAAGCCGCCGGAUCUGCUCUGCUUCUUCCCCCUCUGCCGCCGGCUGCUACUGGUUUUUUUUCCUGGUAAAAUCAGCCCAGAAACUCCUCUUUUCAGCCUUGAUUUAUGUUAGGUCACUCUAAUCUUGUUGUUCUUUCAAUUGCUAGUGGCCCCGUGAAAGUCCCCCGAUUUUUCCCGUCGGCUCUCCCCCAUACCGCCAGCUCCAGCCUUGCUUGCUGAGCAUUUCUGGUAAGUUGGCUUCUCUAAUCUUCGAAAAUUAGUGGAUUAAUGGCGGUUUGUGAGUUAAUUGGUUGUGUGGGUGUUUGGGUUGUCCAAAAACAAGAUGCCGGAGGUGGGGGAUGAGUCUUGGCAAUUGGAAAAUGGGUUUUGGUUGAUGAUUGGUGUAGGAGAUUAGUGGGUUUGAUUGUUGUGUGAUAUCCGAGAGAAAAAAGGGGAGAAUUCCGUGAAUUGGCCAUAUUUUUUCAAGGCCGGUUCUCCCAAAUUCCUGUCCAUUAGUUUGAGAAAUUGUAUAUCUGUAAUUGUGUAUACAUAGAUAUUAAUUGAGAACAUUGUGAUUAGGUCCUUGAUUGUCCUGAGGCCUUAGCACUGGGAUUAGGUCUUCUGUCCUGUGUAAUUAAGGUAAGUAAAUUUAUGGUAAUGCCCGUAUUGUUUUAAAAGCAUAUUUUGAAUUGUUUUUGAAAUGGUGGCGGGACUAAACCGUUUUAUGCAAAAGUAAAUAUGACUGAUUUAAAGUGAAGUUUUUAUGCUUUUCAUUAAAUUGAUCAUGCCUACUUGAAAUUUAAUUGAUUGUCCUAAUGAUUUGAAAGUGAUUGGUGAGUUAUGAUUUUUCUGUUAACUUUUGCCUGUUUUGUCUCCGAUGUGGUUAUGUUAUUACUGACCCUGCUAGCGGGGGUUAACGCUAGCACAUGUCAACAUGUUAUUGAUAGGACCGGUUCGUUUUACUGACCCUGCUAGUGGGGGUUAAACACCAGCAAAUACUGACCCUGCUAGUGGGGGUUAAACACCAGCAAAUACUGACCCUGCUAGUGGGGGUUAAACACCAGCAAAUACUGUAGCUUGCCAGUGGGAGGUUUAAACACUGGCCAUGACCUAUUGAGGAGACGUCUAUUUCUUCCCCAUACUGUAUCCGUUUUAAUUGUACUGUUGGCAUGCUAUCAGUUUAAUUGACUACUACUAAACUUUAUUCUGCAUAAGGGUUUAUCAUUGAUCAU
Rubroshorea leprosula is the source of this 1289-nucleotide messenger RNA. NCBI's taxonomy places the organism in Eukaryota, Viridiplantae, Streptophyta, Magnoliopsida, Malvales, Dipterocarpaceae. The record is from the annotation of a GenBank genome assembly.